AUGAGCCUGCCGGUGCUGGCGCGGGAGCUGUCCCACUACCUGGACAGCCGCGUGCGGGGCGGGCUGGCCGGCUCCGGCAUGGGCUGGUCGCUGGUGCUGGGCUUCGGCGUGGCGUACGCCGCUUGCUACCUCAGCAGCAUCGCCAAGAAACCUCAGCUAGUGGCUGGCAGUAAGAGUUUCUGCUGCUUUCUCAAGAAAUAUUGUCCUGUUGUAACAGAAACUUACUACCCUACAAUCUGGUGCUGGGAGGGCCGGACACAGACACUUCUGCGCCCCUUCAUCACCUCCAAACCUCAGGUGCAAUAUAGGAACGAGCUUAUUAAAACAACAGAUGGAGGACAAAUUUCACUAGAUUGGUUUGAUAAUAAUGACAGUGUACAUUAUCCGGAUGACAGUACAAGACCCACAAUCUUGGUAUUGCCUGGCCUUACAGGAACAAGUAAAGAAUCCUACGUUCUUCAUAUGAUCCAACAGAGUGAAAAAUUGGGAUAUAGAUGUGUGGUUUUUAACAAUCGAGGAACUGCUGGAGAGGAUCUCUUGACACCAAGGACUUAUUGUGCUGCUAACACAGAGGAUUUGGAAGCUGUGAUUCAUCAUGUACACAACUUGCAUGCUUCAGCUCCACUUCUGGCAGCAGGUGUUUCUAUGGGAGGCAUGCUUCUUUUAAAUUACCUGGGCAAAACUGGUAGAGAAACUCCUUUGAUGGCAGCCACAGUUUUCUCUCCAGGUUGGAAUAUUUUUGCAUCUGUAGAAUCACUUGAGAAACGACUGAACUGGUUUCUUUUUAACUACUACUUGACUACUUGUCUACAGUCCUCCGUUAGUAGACAUCGAAAAAUGUUGGAAAAAUUAUUUGAUUUGGACCUGGUCAUGAAGGCUAAAACCAUUAGGGAGUUUGAUAAGCAAUUUACCUCAGUCAUGUUUGGCUACCCUACAAUUGAGGAUUACUACGAAGAUGCAAGCCCAUAUCACAAGUUGAAGUCAGUAGGAAUUCCACUGCUGUGUCUGAACUCUGUGGAUGAUGUUUUCUCACCAGGCCAUGCUGUUCCGGUGGAAAUGGCCAAACAAAAUCCAAAUGUUGCUAUUGUUCUUACCUCCUGUGGAGGCCAUAUUGGUUUUCUGGAAGGAAUGUGGCCAAGGAAUUGCACUUAUAUGGACAGAGUCUUCAAGCAGUUUGUGCGAGCUAUUUUUGAGCAUGGGAAACAAAUCAUUAGCAUGUAGCUUUGGACCACUAUUUUAGCACAUUCUGAAAAGGGCAGCUCAGACUAAUGCACAAGUUUUAACUACUGUAAGCCAGCAAAAUGGAUGAAGUCCAUUACUUUCCGCAAAAAAUACAUUUGCCUAAAAUUUUGUAGCAAGAAUUUUACAUGUUAUGUUGUCACUUUUGUAUUUAUAAUAUGCCUUACUAAGAAUGACCUUAAAUAAAACAGCACUCUGCGUACAUCCAACUGCACUUAACCAAAAUCAUUAAGUAAUAGAUAAUAAUUCCUCAGGGUUUUUAUUUAAGCCAGUGCAUUUUAGGAGACUUGAUUUAUAAUAUAAAAACUGUAACUUCUAAAAUUAAAUCAUUUUUGUUGUUUAUUACAAAUUGGUGAGAAUAAUGAAAUAUAAGAAGAAGAGGAGGAAUGCAAAAACAGCACUGUUUCUUCAAGUAAUCUUUACAUUUAAGAAUGGAUUACAACCGAAUUAGACUGAUACUGUAUCUAUUGUUUACCCUGAGAGAAUUACAGAUUUAGGACUAGUUAUAAUGGUAAUGCUGUAUGUCUCGCACAAUUAUUUCUAUUGUUAACUAAUUUAUAGUAUUUCUAUAUUACGAAAAGGUUCUGUUGAAGCAAUGCAUAAUAAACUGUCAUUUAAAAAAAUUGUUUU
Molecule: messenger RNA, 1869 nt
Organism: Alligator sinensis (Chinese alligator)
Lineage: Eukaryota; Metazoa; Chordata; Crocodylia; Alligatoridae
Gene: ABHD3
Product: abhydrolase domain containing 3
Exons: 9
Coding region: 1-1221 (406 amino acids)
Biological process (GO): medium-chain fatty acid catabolic process; medium-chain fatty acid biosynthetic process; phosphatidylcholine metabolic process
Molecular function (GO): glycerophospholipid phospholipase A1 activity; A2-type glycerophospholipase activity; monoacylglycerol lipase activity
Source: RefSeq, a predicted model, not a curated record